AUGGAACCUCUAAUGCUGACAAACUGGUCAAUAUUUUUAGAGGAAACUGUGGAAGAUGUAGAGAUAGGAUUACUGAUGUGUUUUCUCUGUGCGUAUUCGAAAAAAGAAGCGCGCGCCUGUCCAUCACUAAACCGCGCGAGGCUGCAGGCCACGGCCCGGCGCGAGGCUGCUCCACAACGCCACGCAGGCGAGGACGGCGCGUGUUACCUGUUGCCGGGUGGCGCCGCGAGCCGCUACGCUGCGCUGCCGUCGCCUGGCGCGGGGCCCGUGCUGCUGGUGCGGGUGCCGCCUGUGCAAUUUUCUGUUGUUUCAGAGCACAAUGUAGACACUCUACAGUCACCAUACUCAGCAACGCGUUUACUCAUGGAGUCGCUGGUGAUAACUAAUGCCUUCUACAAUUCUAUUGGAAGUCUUUCCAAGAAGUGUGCAGCCAGUGCUGAUGUCCCAGAACAGAAGGCGAGGUUUCCGUCGGGAGCCAGCCGUUUCCCGGAAGAAGCCAACGCAGCUGCUUCAGGGAGAACCGUGGCCUCGUGACAACGGAAACGAUGACGGUGAACGCGGCGAGGACUAAAAUCAAUGCAGAGAUAAAACGUUUGACAGAAAACAUUUGAUAUUAAGAAAAAUACUGUGUCUGUGUAUUAAACAACUUGUAAAACUUGUGACAAAAUACACAUUGGUCAGACUAAAAGAAAAUUAGAAACUAUAAUCAGAGAACAUGGAAGGAACAUUAGGUAGUCACUUUAUAGGCAGAUAACGAAUGUAGAAUACAAACGGGUCAUAAAUUGGAUUUUGCUAUAUGUCAAAAUUCUGGAUAAUGAAACCAAGAGAUUCGCCAGAACAAUUCAUGAAACAUUACAUAUUAAAUUAAACAAAUCCAUGAAUUCGCUGAUAGAUUGUAACAACUUCACCAAUACAAAAGAUAAUAGAUUACGCAGAAUUAAAUCAUAUUUUAAAUGUAUCGAUUUCUGUCUUUGAUCUUCAACCAAACCGUCUCUUCUAUUUUUGACUCCAUUCCUCCCUCCCUGUGCUUACCUGACCCCCUACAUGUCCAAUUCAUUGUUUUGUGUUUCAUACUUUCAAUGAAAUAACUGAACUUGGCAUUAAUAUCCAUAUUUGCAUAAAUAUGUAGUAUAUCUAUGAAAGGUUAGCUUUCACUAAUAUUGUUUUGUUUUACACUGACUUUUUCGUUAACACUGAUUGAAUUCAUUUUUAAUAUUUAUUAAUUUUAAUUUUAGCCAAAGUAAUGUACCUGAAAAUCGUGGUAAACCAAUUUCCUUCAUUUUAUUUACUGAAUUCUAAUCUUUGACCUGAUUGUCUAUAAUAAAUGGAACUGUUUGGGUCAAUAUAAAUAUUACAAUCAAUAGAAACUUAAUAGGAGAUAAUUUGAGUUUUAGAGAAAAUUCAUCUACAAAAUAAACUGAAACAAGUGUAGUUGUAUAGUUAAAUCAUUUUCCCUUCGUUGUAAUCAUCUAAUGCAUAGGUAUUGUAGAGUACGACAUGCAUAAUUAUUUAUUGAGGAGUUACUCUUGUAUAUUAAUUUGCUUUUGUUUGUAUUUUACAUUGUGAGUCGUGUUUUAAGUUUUUGUCUUUUUCUUUUUGAUUGUAGUGUUUGUUCGAUUGAUUAAUAAAGUAACUAUUACUUAAGAGAUUUCCGGUUUUCAAACAGGUGUUAACCUCUGCGACGUAGUAUCUCUUAAAUUCAACACAUUGUAACUAAUAUUGUGCAAUUUAUCAUUGUAUACGUGACAUAAUACAAUAAAAAUAUUAUUAUUA
Gryllus bimaculatus (two-spotted cricket) is the source of this 1773-nucleotide messenger RNA. NCBI's taxonomy places the organism in Eukaryota, Metazoa, Arthropoda, Insecta, Orthoptera, Gryllidae. The record is from the annotation of a GenBank genome assembly.